This is a messenger RNA of Ornithodoros turicata, 1069 nucleotides long. RefSeq names its product EKC/KEOPS complex subunit Tp53rkb-like (gene Prpk). Bases 181 to 864 code for a protein of 227 amino acids. The transcript has a single exon. Gene Ontology annotation, cellular component: nucleus; EKC/KEOPS complex; cytosol. Lineage: Eukaryota; Metazoa; Arthropoda; Arachnida; Ixodida; Argasidae. The record is from RefSeq and is a predicted model, not a curated record. Gene Ontology annotation, biological process: protein phosphorylation. Gene Ontology annotation, molecular function: ATP binding; protein serine/threonine kinase activity.
CCUGUUCGCAACCCUGUUCGAAUAUGGUGGCACCCAUACAUACAAGCUAGCACGGCCAAACAAAGCUAGAAUAUCCAGCCAUCCCAACCUAUGAACUGUGUCGAUAAAGUGUCUCAGCUGCAAAGCAGUGUUAUGUGACUUUGUUCUCAUUAUUUUCAUCUUGUUGUUGCUGCGACAGCCAUGGAUGAAUUCAGGACUGACCUUUUUAAACAAGGAGCAGAGAGUAAGGUUUACAAGGGUACCUAUUUCAGCAAACCAGCCAUAUUUAAGGAACGGUUUGUUAAAACGUAUAGACACCCUGACCUUGACAGGCAGCUCACACAUGAGAGAAUCAAGGCAGAGGCCCGUGCAUUGCGUAGAUGUAGAAGUGUCGGCAUCCCCGUGCCCUCACUGUACUUCGUCGACUUGGCCUCGAGACUCAUAGUUACUGCUUACCUGGAGGACGCUACAACGAUUCGUGAAGCCAUAGCGAAUGCCGAGAAGACCAGCUCGAAAGAACAUCGAAAUAAGCUUUCGUAUUUGAUGAAUCGAAUUGGCGUAUUGGUCGCCUCAAUGCACAAAGAAGGAGUUAUUCACGGGGACUUAACCACAUCGAACCUUAUGGUACAGCGCUUCGAGUGUGACGCACCAAUUGUCAGUAUCAUUGACUUUGGCCUGAGUUUUAUGAGUGAUACACCAGAAGACAAAGGUGUUGACCUCUACGUUUUGGAAAGGGCUUUUCUCAGCACACAUCCUGGUUCAGAAGAUCUGUUUCAACAUCUAAUUGCGAGUUAUGCGAAACUAUAUGGCCCCAAAGGGGCCGACAUCAUGAAAAAGUAUGAAGAUGUGAAACGCCGUGGUCGAAAAAGAAACAUGGUUGGGUGAUCUCUGAACAUUUUUGGCUAUUGUUGCGUAAUGUUCCAUUUAUUUACAUGUAGGCAUAUCCUGACGGAAAGGAUGAAUACACUGAGUUCUGUAUAGCCUGCUUGCAAAGACCCAUUUGCAGGGCAGACAUGUGCAACUGUUCUAGCCAUUAUUCCAAAGUGAAGAGGCUAUUUGAUGCAGAAUAAACAAGUUUUGUACUACGGUA